GUUUAUCGUCUCGCUUCGUUAUCGCCUUUUGCAUUAUUACAACGCAAACCGUCUCUAUAGAAGAAAUACCUAUAUCACCCGGACCCGUACUCAGAUUUUGUUAUUUUUAACGCCCAUUCCGCAUCCUGUGCAUCAUAAAUAUUGCAAUCAGAAUGAGAGGAGGUAGGACAAUAUAAGCAAAUGUGCCCUCCCCCAGAAAAAGGCUAGCCAUUUUGUGUUGUAGUGGGUCCGAGAGGAUUCAGCAUUCAACUGGUGUUGUAUGCUAAGCAAAGCAGCUGAUACCGUGUACCUCGCGCUGACACCUUCGAAGAUAGUGUUACAUAAAAUCCAAACAAGCAUCAAUGUCAAACCGAUCGCAUGUUCUCAAUGGCCGAAUGAUGCAUUAAAAGGAAUAGUGGAAUUAUAGUUACAAUCCAGUACUGUGCGGUGAUCCGAAGCCAUAGCAACAGAUCCGUAACAGCUGCCGCUGCUGCUGGAAGCUAGUGAUUGUCGCCCGACUCCAGUGGUGUGAAAACAAGGAAGGCGUAGUGCACACAAUAUGCACACUCCUUGCAGAAGAAGCGGCCUACUGCUGUCGGUGCUAAUUGUAGCAUCAAUCAGCGUGUCCAACGUUCGAUCUCAGCAGGAGGCCCUGGGCGACGAUGCGGGUAGACUGCUCUUUGCACAUGUGAUCUACCGUCAUGGCGAUCGGACUCCAAUCGAGCCCUAUCCGAACGACCCGUGGAAGGAUCCCAGUUACUGGACCACUGGAUGGGGACAACUCACCAAUGCUGGUAAAAUGCGGCACCUUAUGCUGGGUCACUGGAUACGUCAACGGUACAGCAGUCUUCUCGGCGAAACCUACACCAACAACGAAAUCUACGUUCGUUCCACCGAUGUAGACCGAACGUUGAUGAGUGCCGAAUCGAACCUCGCCGGCCUAUAUCCACCGACAGGAAAAGACCAAUGGGAUCCGGCAAUCCAAUGGCAACCCAUUCCGGUUCACACCGUUCCGGAAUCCCUGGACGAAGUGCUGGCCGCCAAGAAAUCCUGCCCCGCCUACGAUUACGCUCUCAAAAAGUACAAACAAUCGGACGAGUUCCAGGCAUACAACAAAUCGCUAACGCCAGUUUACGAAUAUCUCACCGCUCACUCAGGACGUAGGGUAGACUCGUUAACAUCGGCGCAGAACAUCUACAGCUGCAUGCACAUUGAAGACUUGAACAACUUUACACUGCCAGAGUGGACCAAACAGGUUUACCCCGAACCGUUGCGAGCCAUCUCCGCUCGAUCGUUCGCCACCAAAACGAACACUCCCCAGCUCGCACGACUCAAAACAGGUCCACUGAUCAAAGAAAUGCUCCAGCGAUUCCAGAGCAAGGCAAACAACAGCCUGAAACCCAACCGAACGGUUUGGGUCUACAGCGCUCACGAUACAACGGUAGCAAACGUCCUCAACACGCUUCGGUUAUUCGACGUCCACAACCCGCCGUUUGCGGCCUGCAUCUUGUUGGAACUCCGUAGAAGCCCUUCAGGAGGAGAACCAUACGUUUCUGUGUACUACAAAAACACUACCCAAGAACCGGAACCCAUGGACAUUCCCAACUGUGGCAAGCGUUGCCCGCUAAGCCAAAUGUUCAAAGUCUACCGUGAAAUUCUGCCCGAUAACUGGCAACGUGAGUGCGAAGUAUCGAUCCUGUCGCUCACCUACGUGGAGGCGGACAUGAGCUCGCCAACCAGCGUCAUCGGUAUCGUGUUCCUAGCAAUGGUCGGAGUGCUGGUGAUCGCCCUGGCCAUGGGUGCCUACAUCCGACGGAGGCGAGGCUAUUACAACGACAAGUGGUAUCUUCGUAUCGACGGAUAAUGGCACGGGAGCCGAGCGGCUGGGACGGCGACUGCGCCGUUCGGUAUGGAUGAUGCGGAAGACUACGAAGAGGUGGACGUUUGACGAAACGACGGAGACACGGUUCUGGAUGGCGGAGAAAGUGCGAUAGAAGUUGCAUUUAUUCUUAGGACGGCAUUUUACGGGAUAGCUUGUGUUAUAUGUUCUUUCGUCUGAAGAGGAGUAUUUUAGUGUGUAUGGAAUUUUAAAUGCUAGUGAUGUUUAUGAACUGAUCUGUUCAAGAGGGGGUUCCUUGUUGGUUACAUUGCAUUGUGAGAAAAAAAAACUGCUGUGAGAAAAGAAUUUCUGAUAUUGAAAUAAAUGUUAAAUAGUAGAAA
Molecule: messenger RNA, 2199 nt
Organism: Aedes albopictus (Asian tiger mosquito)
Lineage: Eukaryota; Metazoa; Arthropoda; Insecta; Diptera; Culicidae
Product: prostatic acid phosphatase
Exons: 4
Coding region: 539-1843 (434 amino acids)
Biological process (GO): dephosphorylation
Molecular function (GO): phosphatase activity
Source: RefSeq, a predicted model, not a curated record